This is a messenger RNA of Quercus lobata, 4169 nucleotides long. RefSeq lists its product as uncharacterized. Lineage: Eukaryota; Viridiplantae; Streptophyta; Magnoliopsida; Fagales; Fagaceae. The transcript is spliced from 9 exons. Gene Ontology annotation, molecular function: helicase activity. Bases 234 to 3656 code for a protein of 1140 amino acids. The record is from RefSeq and is a predicted model, not a curated record.
GCUUUUGCUGACAUUUUUAAGGAAGCAAUGGAAAUUCUUACAAGCCAAAAGCAUGUUAGGAAUUUCAAUUUUUUCUUACUUUCAUAGUAUCCUGUAUAUUGGUCUUUCUUUUGAAUAACUUCUUCCUAGCUGUUCCUUGGAUGCUAAGCGAACCUUCAUUAUCUCUAUUUUGAAGGGUGUGUGAGAUUUUAGCCAUUGACUGACCAUACAGAAGAGAAGAAGAAACUGAAAGAAUGGAGAAGACUGUGCUGAAGAAAAACUUUGUUCGGGGUAGAAGCUUAAUAGAUUUGGUAUUCUCUUGGUCUAUCAAUGAUAUUCUCAAUGAAGAUCUUUACAAAAAACAGGUGAGACAGAUUCCACAGACAUUUUCCUCCAUAUCAGAAUACAUGAAUUCAUUUAUUUAUCCACUUAUUGAGGAAACACAUGCUGAUUUGUUAUCAAGCAUGUCAACAUUGCCUCUAGCACCUAGCUGUGUUUUAUUGUCAUUGAAACAAGCUCGGGAAUAUGAACCACCCAAAGACUAUUUUUACCAUGUUACAAUUAAAAGUGUGAGUGAAUUGGAGAAUAAUAAUGGGACAUAUGAACCUAUGGUUGGAGACCUUAUUGCCUUGACAGACGUAAGACCAAAAUACAUUGAGGAUUUAGACAGACCCGACAGACCCUUUCUUGUUGCUUUAGUUCAAAGGGUGAAAGACGACAAUACUAUUACAAUAUUAGCCUCAAAGCCUAUCUUGGCAGAAGAACAAGAAAACAAGAAGAUGAAAACUCUUUAUGCUGUUUUCAUGAUAAACAUGACAACAAAUAUCCGUAUAUGGAGAGCAUUGAACUUUGAGCUGGAAGGUGAAAACAUAGACAUCAUUGGAAAAGUGCUGCAACCAAACUCUGCUGAAGCUAAAAUAUGUACUACUUGCAUUUCUGAAAGAAGUUGCAGUACUGCCUAUGCAGAUACGAGGUCCAUAAUUUGCUUUUAUGAUUUAAAUGACUCCCAGAAAGAUGCAGUUCUUAGCUGUUUGGAAACUAGGGAAUGCAAGCAUCAGAAUACUGUUAAACUAAUAUGGGGCCCUCCGGGAACUGGGAAAACCACAACAGUUGGUGUGCUAUUAUUCUCUCUGCUUAGAAUGAAAUGCAGAACUCUUACAUGUGCCCCAACGAAUACUGCAGUUUUGGAAGUGACACAGCGCCUUCUAAAGAAUGUAACACAGUCACUUGAAUAUGAUACCUAUGGGCUUGGAGAUAUACUUUUAUUUGGAAAUAGGGAGCGAAUGAAGAUUGAUGAUCGUUAUGACCUUCUGGAUGUAUUUCUUGAUAACCGAGUUAGUAUACUGUAUGAAUGCCUUGUUCCAUCAACUGGUUGGAAAGAUAGCCUAUUAUCAAUGAUUAGUUUGCUCAAGGACCCUAAAAGGGAAUAUCAUUUGUAUUUGAAAACUAGAAGAGUGGUAGAAUAUGAGGAGGAUGAAAAUGAUGGUAUAUCUGAAAAUAAAGGGAUAAAUGUUAAUCAAGGGAAGGAGAUUGAUGAUCAAUCCUCAAAAGACAAGAAGAGCAAGAAAAAUUUGAGGAAAGUUAUCAUUCAAACCUUAAAUGAAAACAAAAACAAGAAAACACAGAAGGAGACGAGGCCUUUGUGGAAAGAAAAGAAAUUAGCGCACAAGGAAAUAGAAAGUAGGGAUAAUUCUUCCCAAGAUAAGAAAAACAAAGGACAGGGAACUGAUGAAUGUGACACUCCUUUGACAUUUGAGGAGUUUUUACAGAAGAGAUUCAAUUGCAUUUCAAAGCGUCUGACAUAUUGUAUUGAAAAUUUGUAUACACACUUACCUACUUCUUUUAUUUCAUUAGUGGUGGUAAAGAAGAUGAUUAAAGCUCUUGAUUUCCUCAAAUCUCUUGAAACUUUGUUGUGUGCUGUCAGUGUUACUGACAAAGGGUUAUUAGAGAAAGUCUUCAGCAAGAAUGUAGGAACUGGACUUGGUCACUUAAGAGAGUUGAGUAUUGUGAGAAAUGAGUGCCUUCGUGUACUUAUAUCUCUUCCUCAAAAAUUCCCAGUUCCAGAUUUUGAAGACGAGUAUGAUAUAAAAGAAUUCUGCCUGCAAUAUUCUUGUCUGAUUUUCUGCACUGUAUCAAGCUCUGCUAAAUUGCAUGAAGUAAUGGCUGAUCUGGAACUACUGGUUAUAGAUGAAGCUGCUCAGCUUAAGGAAUGUGAAUCAACCAUUCCUUUACGACUUCCUGGAAUCCGCCAUGCUAUUCUUGUUGGGGAUGAACGGCAAUUGCCUGCGAUGGUUAAAAGCAAGAUUUCUGAGGAAGCUGAAUUUGGAAGAAGUUUGUUUGAGAGGCUAGUAUUGCUAGGACACAAGAAACACCUUCUUAAUGUCCAGCAUAGGAUGCAUCCAUCCAUAAGCUUAUUUCCAAAUAAGAAGUUCUAUGAAAAUCAGAUUUUAGAUGGCCACAAUGUCAAAGGAGGAAGCUACGAGAGGAAUUUUCUUCAAGGGAAGAUGUACGGCUCCUAUUCUUUCAUAAAUGUACCACAUGGAAAAGAGGAAUUCAAUAACAGCCAUAGUCUGAAAAAUAUGGUUGAGGCUGCUGUAGCGUCUGAGAUAGUUUCAAGCCUUUUCAAAGAAUCAGUUCGCACAAAGAAGAAGGUCAGAGUUGGUAUCAUCUCACCAUACAAGGCUCAAGUCCUUGCAAUUGGAGAGAAGGUGAAAAACUACAGUGCAGAUCCUAAUGAUGACUUCUCCAUUUGUGUUCGCUCUAUUGAUGGAUUCCAGGGUGGUGAGGAGGAUCUGAUAAUUAUCUCUACUGUCAGAUGUAAUAAGAAUGGAAUAGUUGGUUUUCUUAAAAAUCAUCAAAGAACAAAUGUGGCACUAACGCGUGCAAGGCAUUGCCUUUGGAUAUUGGGAAAUGAAGCUACUUUAACUAAAAGGUGCACUAUUUGGAAGGAGUUAGUCAUUGAUGCCAAGAAACGGAGGUGUUUCUACAAUGCCAAUGAAGACAAGGGCUUGGCUCAGGCUAUUACAGUUGCCUUGGUUGAAUGUGACCAAAUGCACAUUUUAUUCAACAUGGAUUCUUCCCUGUUCAGGAAAGCAAGAUGGAGGGUCUCCUUCGGCAAUGAUUUUUUGAAAUCUAUGUCAAGAGUUAAAGAUGCUGAGACCUGUAAAGAAGUGCUUACUUUAUUGGAAAAUCUUGCAAAUGGUUGGCGUCAAUCUCUCAGGAAGAAAAACCUCUAUGUCCAUCAUGGAACUUCUUCCCAAUUAUUAGAGCAGUACAAGGUCAAAGGUUUGCUGCAUCUUGUUUGGACUGUAGACAUUCUCAAGGAAAAUUCAUACUACAUUCAGAUUCUGAAGUUCUGGGACAUUUUGCCAUUAGCUGAAAUUCCAAAACUAGCAAAUCAUCUUGAUGUCUUAUUUGAGAACUAUACUUUGAAAAAGAUGAAUCGCUGCAAAUACAAAUGUCUCGAUGGGUGUUUAGUUGUUCCAAUGCGAUGGCCAGUCAACUUAAGUAGUUGUCCUGAAGCUGAUCCUUUAUUGUCACUUUCAGAACCAUUAGCUUCACUCAGUCUCAGGGAUGAGUCAGAAUCAUCAUCUACUACUUAUAGAAAUAAUUCAAAGUACACAAUGGGGAGAAGUGUUGUUACAAAUAGGUGGCCAAGAAAUUUGCCUAGUUACUAAUCAGGUACAUUUACCUUUUUAAUUGCAUAAUUGCAGAGUUCCUCAGUUUGCAAAGAUACUGGCAUAAUUAUAUUUCUUCUUCUUGUUAUAAGAUGCCUUUGAGAAAUACAAACUAGGCAGGGCAAGGUGUACAUUGGAAAAAGCUCAUUCAUCUGAUGUAUACAUAUUUUCUCUUAUUGUGUGUGGGUACUACGGAGGAUACGUAUUAUUAGAUAUUGCCACUUGUUGGGCAUUAGGCCUACGUAUCACAUGGUCAGCCAAUGCACAAAAAUGUUGACUUGAAGGCUGGAGCACAACGAUGUGGAAAUAUUUUUUUGGUUUACUUGGGCAAUGUUUCCAACAUAUAUCCACACACACACACACACAAAACCCUCUGUUUCCUAUCUUUUUGGCAAGGUGGUAUUAUGUGUAAUCCUUACAUUUAGAAAGUCACAAUGUUUGACAUGACCAGCAAAUACAAAAUUAACACGGCAUGGUUUUUUUGGGUUAGCAUUCAAUGUAAAUGGAUUCAUG